AUGCCCAGCGUCAGGUGCGCUGCGUGUGCCAGUGGCGUGCAGAGAAGGCGCACCUACCCGCGGAUUUACUCGCAAUGGUGGGAGAAAGGAGUGUGUGGGGAAGGAGAGACAGUGUGGGUGACGCUGGAGCGGUGCUUUGGCGACACCCAGUGGAGAGAAAGGGACACUGCAGGCAGGAAGAGAGGCGCGCUGCAGCAGAGGGAAAGCUAA
Molecule: messenger RNA, 210 nt
Organism: Knipowitschia caucasica
Lineage: Eukaryota; Metazoa; Chordata; Actinopteri; Gobiiformes; Gobiidae
Source: the annotation of a GenBank genome assembly